Messenger RNA from Drosophila ananassae, 4536 nucleotides. RefSeq names its product metabotropic glutamate receptor 2. Gene Ontology annotation, cellular component: membrane. Gene Ontology annotation, molecular function: G protein-coupled receptor activity. The record is from RefSeq and is a predicted model, not a curated record. The transcript has 17 exons. The coding region runs from base 418 to 4464 and encodes 1348 amino acids. Gene Ontology annotation, biological process: G protein-coupled receptor signaling pathway. Lineage: Eukaryota; Metazoa; Arthropoda; Insecta; Diptera; Drosophilidae.
CUUUUUUUUAUACUGUUUAUUUUUUACUAUUUAUAUCCUGUCUGAAUGGAGUUUUCACUUGCGUUUUAUUUUACAGUUGUCCGGCAACAAAAAACAAACCAUUGCAGCAGCGGCAACCGUUGGCAACAAAGUUGGUGAAACGUCCGUAAAAAUGUACUGGCCGAGUGAGAGCACGAAUUAGCAGCCACAUCAAUUUCAGGCCAGCGACUCAAACUUAAUUAAAACGCGUGUUGGCCAGACAAAUUUCUGCGGACUCUGUUGAUAAUUAAUUGAAAUUUAUAUACCCCGAGCGGUGUUCGCGAAACAAAUGCGUCAGCCUUCGUUUUCUUUCUGGCUCCUGAUGUGUCCGGCCAAAUAGCGGACGUCCUUGCCUUUGCUGAUCGUCGACGGAAGUGGAACAAAGGUGCACAGAACAACAUGUCGUGGCUGGUGGUUUUGCUGUUGCAGUUACUGGUAUUGCAGCCCCAGCAGCAACAAUCGCUGCUGGCGGAAAAGGUCGGCCAUUCAGAAAGGCAAUUAGCUAGGCCCCCCGAUGCUGAUGCUGAUGAAACCGCGACGUUAAGCGACAAUUUAAAUUCUACGCCAACACCAACUGAAACUAUAAAAAAGGAGGCCACUACGUAUGCAGUCGCAUCAUCACCGUCAGAGCUAAGGUUGCAAGUGACACCUGCUAUGCAAUUACCGCUUAAAAGUCCUGUCACAGUGGUAACCAGAACUCAUGCUUAUGAUGAUGAGCCCAAGAACAUGGAAAGUGCGGCAACCUUAGAUGCAGAAACAGCAGGUGUGUCAGCAGAAACAGCAGUAUCCCUGGGGCAACAACUGCGACCUGUACAAAUAAAUAUAUCAGAAACUAUGGUGGCAGUGCCACAAAUUGUUACAACAGUGAUUGUAACCCAUCCAACCACCGAAACAAGCAAAGCAAAUAUAGCCACAGAAGCAGUACCAACAGUAGCAUCAGCAACAGCGGCAACCUCAGCAACAGCAGCAAUAAUGCCGGCAAAAACAAAGCGCACUGAGCGGACAGAUGGGGCUAAUAAGAUUGUUGACAAAGCUGGAAUGAAAUUCAAUAUGAACACGUCGCUGGAUACCGCACAAAGCUAUGUAAAUGCCACAGAGGGGUGGCCAACACCCCUAGUGCCAACAGCAAUAGUGGCAGCAACAACAGUGCCAACAAAUGCCAACCAUAUAGCCGCAUCAACGAUAUCGUCGGGAGUAACAAGCACAACAACAGCAAGGAUUAGUUCUGGGAAAAGUAUUCCCAUCCCCAGAUUACUUUUGUCUGCUGGCAAUGCGGCUCAGAUUAUGGCCAAGGCUCUGGACAAUCCACUUCCCUCCCAAUUGACUCCAUCCGCUACCACGACGGCAUCAGGCUGGCCCGUAAAGCAUGCGGCAGUGCUCGAGGGGGACGUGAUCCUGGGUGGCCUGAUGAUGGUGCACUCGCGGGAGGAUAGCAUCACCUGUGGACCGAUUAUGCCGCAAGGUGGCAUACAAGCACUGGAGGCGAUGCUCUAUACUUUGGACCAGGUCAACAAGCAGCAACUGCUGCCAAAUGUGACAUUGGGCGCUCACCUCCUCGACGAUUGUGACAAGGACACCUACGGCUUGGAGAUGGCCGUUGACUUUAUAAAAGGAUCCAUUAGCAAUAUUGAUGAUGCCGAAUACCAUUGCAACAAGACGCAAGUGCGGAAGGUCAUCUCGGGGGUGGUGGGCGCCGCCUCCUCGGUCACAUCCAUACAAGUGGCCAAUUUAUUGCGUUUAUUUCGCAUUCCCCAGGUAUCCUACUUUUCUACCAGCCCGGAGCUUAGUAAUAAACAGCGCUUUGAGUACUUUUCUCGCACAAUUCCCUCGGAUCACUACCAGGUUAAGGCCAUGGUGGAGAUUGUCAAGAGGAUGGGAUGGAGCUACGUGUCGAUAAUCUACGAGGAGAGUAAUUAUGGCAUAAAGGCUUUUGAGGAACUUGAGGAGCUACUGGCGCGCCAUAACAUUUGUAUUGCCAUCAAGGAGAAGCUCGUCAAGGAUUCGGGAGUGGCUGAGGACAUUGCGUACGAUAAUAUCGUACAGAAAUUGCUGACGAAGCCGCGAGCUCGAGGAGCCAUAAUAUUCGGCUCGGACCAGGAGGUGAGGCAAGUGAUGCGGGCCGUGCGGCGGGCGAAUGCAACUGGUUCCUUCUCCUGGAUUGGAUCGGAUGGCUGGAGUGCCCGGAAUCUGGUAUCUGACGACUAUGAGCCGGAGGUGGAAGGCACACUGUCUGUGCAGCCUCAGGCGAAUCCUGUUCGUGGUUUCGAGGAAUACUUUCUCGGUCUGACGGUGGAGAAUAAUCAACGUAAUCCCUGGUUUGUCGAAUUCUGGGAAGACCAUUUUCAGUGUCGUUAUCCUGGCAGUACCAGUACUCCUUACAAUAAUUACACCAAGGAGUGCACCAAAAAAGAGAGACUUUCUCGACAAAACACCGACUUUGAGGAUCAAUUGCAGUUUGUAAGCGAUGCUGUGAUGGCUUUUGCUUAUGCUUUGAGGGACAUGCACCGAGAUCUCUGUGGCGGAGGACCUUCUUUGUGCGAAGCCAUGAAGCCAACCAAGGGAGCUGAUUUACUGAAAUACUUGCGAAAAGUGGAGUUCGAAGGUCUCAGCGGCGAUGAGUUCCGCUUUGAUGGCAACGGCGACGGCCCGGCCCGCUACAAUAUUAUCCACUUUAAGCAAUCCCAGGCGGGCCAGUACCACUGGGUCAAGGUGGGCGAAUAUACCGAGGGCGAACUGCGACUCAAUAUGUCUGAGGUGAAGUUCAAGCGUCUGAGCCCAAAGCCCCCCGAAUCCGUUUGCAGCCUGCCCUGUGAGCUGGGCCAGGCCAAGAAGUACGUCGAGGGUGAAAGCUGCUGCUGGCAUUGCUUUAACUGCACAACCUAUCAAAUCCGACACCCUGAUGACGAGACCCACUGCAAGCUGUGCAAGCUAGGCACCCUGCCCGAUGCCCACAAGCAGUACUGCCGACCCAUCCCGGAAAUAUACCUCCGGCCGGAGUCCGCCUGGGCCAUUGGAGCGAUGGCGUUUAGUGCGACAGGCAUUCUCAUAACACUCUUUGUCAUGGGCGUCUUCGUCAGACACAACGACACGCCCAUAGUUCGCGCAUCGGGUCGGGAGCUGAGCUACAUCCUUUUGGCCGGCAUUUUCAUGUGCUACGGUGUCACGUUUGCCCUGGUCCUGAAGCCCACCAACAUAGUGUGUGCCAUUCAGCGGUUCGGUGUGGGAUUCUGCUUCACGGUCGUCUAUGCUGCACUGUUGACCAAAACGAAUCGCAUCGCACGCAUCUUCAAAGCCGGCAAACAAUCCGCCAAACGGCCCUCAUUCAUUAGUCCCAAGUCCCAGCUGGUAAUCUGUACGUGCCUGGUCAGUGUUCAGAUACUCAUCAACGGUGUUUGGAUGGUAAUUGCGCCAUCACAUGCCAUGCAUCAUUAUCCGACACGCGAGGAUAACCUGCUUGUCUGCGAUUCGUAUAUCGACGCCUCCUACAUGAUAGCCUUCUUCUAUCCCAUCGUCUUAAUUAUAAUUUGCACAGUCUACGCGGUGCUCACACGAAAAAUACCCGAGGCCUUCAAUGAAUCGAAGCAUAUAGGUUUCACCAUGUACACGACCUGUGUGAUCUGGCUGGCCUUCGUCCCACUCUACUUUGGAACCGCCAACCACGUCCCGCUCCGCAUCACCAGCAUGUCGGUGACCAUCAGUCUCUCCGCCAGCGUGACUAUUGCCUGUCUGUUCUCCCCAAAGCUUUACAUAAUACUAAUUCGACCGGAGCGAAACGUGCGACAGAGCAUGAUGCCACCGCGCUAUGGCAACAUGCACCGGACCGCUGGCACAGGGCCCUCGUCCAUGAUGGCAGCUGCUGUGGUGACCGCGGCCACCUGUGCCCAGGAGGAGAAAAUCCAGAAGCAUAUCACGCCCACAAACACAGAGAACUCCCUCAAGACGAAGAAAUUGUGCGAAAUGGCAACACAGACAAUUUCGAGCAUCAUCACCUCGCUGGACAUCAAUGCCUACAAUCAAAUACCAUAUGCCGAUCAGUAUGUGCCAAACAAUACGACUACGGCCACAACCACGCCCACCGACAAGGGCGGCGGCAACAGUCUCAGCAAUGGCAACAGCAAUGGCAACAGCAACGGCAAUGGAAGUAGCAACAAUAGCAAUGGUGCUGGCGAUGAGGUUGUCGAGAAAGUUGUGGCCAACAAUAACAAAAUCAAUCAGCGGCAACAUGGCCAAGCCGCCGUAGGCUUCGCCAUUCCAACGGCCAACAAUCGCAUAGCCAACACGGCCGCAACCACAACGACAGCAACAGCAACAACAGCUACAGCAACAGAAACUGCGGCACCAGCAACAACAGCGACAAUGAGUGCCGUGAUAACACCGACAACUGACGCCGGUGAGGCCACAUCCGCCGCUGUAAAUCGACCACCGGUUCUACAAACAAACUUAUAGCUAAACGCACAACAAUUACAACAGCAGUUACUGAAAGAGCAGCAGCGACAACAAGCAGAAUCUCAACAGCAG